Messenger RNA from Mollisia scopiformis, 1903 nucleotides. Its product is annotated as alpha/beta-hydrolase. NCBI's taxonomy places the organism in Eukaryota, Fungi, Ascomycota, Leotiomycetes, Helotiales, Mollisiaceae. The record is from RefSeq and is a predicted model, not a curated record. Bases 183 to 1694 code for a protein of 503 amino acids. The transcript is spliced from 6 exons.
CUGGAGUCGACCCACCCAAGUCCUGCGAGGCAGCGAGGCAGCUAGCGUAGGAUAUUUGUCAAGAUUAAGGAUUGCUUCGAGUUCAGUAAAAAGAAAAAGAGGAAGAAAAAACGUACGUGUCGGAAUGCUCUAUUCCACCAUUCUGUACACCUUUCAAUCUCUAUCAUGCAAUCACGUCCGCAAUGUUGAAGCACCUAACAUUGAAUGCUACUCUCCAAGGAAUCCAGUCCUCACAUAAUAAUAUCCCACUGCAGCACUAUCGUGGCAUUCGAUAUGCCACGAUACCAGGUCGCUUCAAAAAGGCCACUGCCAUCGAUACUUGGGACAACGCCGACAUAGACUGCACACGUUUUGGCCCGAAUUGUCCCCAGAACUAUGUCGACGUUGGCUAUCUUUUGCGUAUUCCCGAGUCACAAGAUGAUGUCUUAAAUAUCGCCCAAGACGAGUUUGAUUGCCUGUCUAUCAACGUCACAACACCCCUAGCUGAAACCACUCCUCCAACUACGUUGCUUCCGGUCAUAGUAUGGAUUCAUGGCGGGUCUCAAGUCGUUAGCUUUCCACCUCCAAGUCAUAAAGUAUCCGAUCCAUCCAAAAUCGUUUCACAAUCAGCAGCAAUUGGAAAGCCGGUAAUUUUCGUCACAUUCAACUAUCGACUUAAUAUUUUCGCUUUUGGUGACGGCAACGAAGUCAACCUCGCUCUCAAGGACCAGAGAUUGGCAAUUGAUUGGGUCACAAAGCAUAUUGCUGGCUUUGGAGGUGACAAGGACAACAUAACUCUCUGUGGAGAAAGCGCCGGCGCCGUCUAUGCACACGCCCAUCUGUGCACAUCUGCACCGGUCAAGUGCGGAAUCCUCCAAUCCGGCUCUUUAUAUCUCUCACCACCCCUUCCUACUACUCGAGGAACGGCAUUCAUUACGAGUAUUGAUCAGCAGCUGCGUGAACGAUCAGGACAAGGACUGAAAGAUGCGCCAGUCGCAGAUGUUCUUCGCCAGCUCGCGAUCAGCAACGUGAAUACUCUCUACUUACAAGAAGAGCCACAACUAAAGGGUUGGGAGGAUCGUUUGACUGAUGUGCCGGAAUUGCUCAUUGGUGAUGUUGAGUUCGAGUCCGUGAUCUGGCGCGCUGGCGUUGAAAGCAUGACAGCCAGCGAAAUCACAGCUGCUUUCACGCAUCCCAAAGAUCCCACACUGUCUCAGGCACUGCUGCAAGCAUAUCACAUUUCGCCGACGCGUCUCGCAGCCAGUCGAGCGGGGGCGCUCGAUUUCUUGACCGACGCUCGUUUUGCCUGGCCGAGCCGCACAAUUGCCAAUGCUCGCAGUGCGGAUGCGCUCAAGACCUUCCGCUACGUGUUCGACCAGCCAUCACCGUUCCAGGCCUCGGCCCGUGCUCACCAUGGUGUAGACUUAUUGUAUUUGUUUGAGGCUUACUCUGAUACGUUUCUGACAGAGGGGCAAAGGAUCCUCGGUAAUGUGGUCCGGGAUAAAUGGAUAGCGUUCGCCAAUGGUGAAGCGCCUUGGAAUGAAAGCAAUUGCUUUGCGUUUGGUCCCUUUGGGCUUUCGGCAGAGAUUGACAAUUCAGGUCUUGGUGAGAGGAGGAGAGUAAAGGCGUGGGAUGUCCUAGAAAAGACUGAGCCUGAUGAGCUGGUUAGGAUAUUUUUCAGUCUCGCCGGUGGCAGAAUAAGCCUUUUGAAUUGAUAGGCCAGAGGUUGCCCGCUAUAAUUGUUCCUUUCGCGGAGGCAUCAGAACAAUUGUGUAGACCGCUAAAAGGACGCUCUCGUAUUGCUUAUCCGUCAAUGAACCGAAAGUUUGGUGUAUGGGUGUUGGUUACGCCAAACACUUAUAUCGAGCGUUUACUUGACGAGAACAUGGAUUAAUCGUCAUUCGAACCCGUUCCCAAUAUCACA